CGAUACGAACUCCAUCACAGAGCUGUUGUGCCUCGUUACUAACACAUGAAUUCAGCAACACUUCUCACGCACCGUUAACAAAACACCGUUUUAUCAUCGCGACAUGAGCCAAAUCAAAGAAAAUGGAGUCGAGUCUACCUCCAAGAACAAUGCUGAAAAUCCAAAGGUGCGCUUUAAACAAUUGUACAAGAAAGCAUUGGACCUGGGCCUCUCUGAAGAAGAUUUUAACAAAAUUGAUGCCAUUAAGGAGAUACGGAAAGCAAUUCAAACAGAUGAUGUUCUUUCGCGAAUAUGGAAUAUUGUUUGGAAAUGUUGUCUAUUGGUUCUUUCUAUUACGUCAUUAAUCGUUGCAGUUGCAGUUUUUGUUUUUGUCUUCCAAUGGCCAAUUGAAAAUAAAACUUUAUUCAAAGUUUGGUUUGCAUUAACUGGGGAAGAAGCCGGCUCUGAACGUUCAGAAAUAUGUGCUGUGAAUGCCAUUGACUACAUGGCCGAGAUGUUUAGACCUCCGACGUCAUGUGAUUUUUGUCGUAAUGUGUCGUCUGUCGAAAAAUUGGAGCAUGUGUCUCCAGACUUAUUUGAAAAAGUGUAUGCAUAUAGUUCGGUACCAGUUGUAAUCACCGACGGUACCAAAAAUUGGACUGCUUCCAAAGUAUUUUCGUACAACUUUUUCAAGUCUUUAUAUUCAAGUGGCAGUCCUGCUUUGCAGAAUGUUGAAGAAAAUUGUCAAUUCUUUCCGUACAAAACGAAUUUUUCAACCUUGGAAGAAGUGUUCGAAAUGAAUGAAGACAGAGCUCUGAUGAAGGACGGAUCUGCCCCUUGGUAUAUAGGAUGGAGUAACUGUGAUCUGUCGGCCGCCAACACUUUGAGAGGACACUACAGCCGGCCAUACUUCCUCCCCCAGGUCGCUGAAUCCAGCAAGACGGAUUGGAUAUUUAUGGGCAGUCCUGGAUAUGGAGCAGACUUGCAUAUAGAUGCAGUAGAGCAUCCCUCUUGGCAGGCGCAGAUAACUGGUACCAAACGCUGGACUCUGGAACCUCCCCCAGAAUGUUAUUUUCAGUGUCCUAAAAGUAUUCAAGUCGUCAUUCACCCCGGGGAAAUAAUUGUCUUGGAUACAAACCGUUGGUACCAUUCAACUCUGAACGUGGGAGAUGAUAUCAGUAUCACUAUUGGAUCGGAAUACGAUUAAAGGUGUUUGAUUU
Molecule: messenger RNA, 1199 nt
Organism: Saccostrea echinata
Lineage: Eukaryota; Metazoa; Mollusca; Bivalvia; Ostreida; Ostreidae
Exons: 4
Coding region: 104-1186 (360 amino acids)
Source: RefSeq, a predicted model, not a curated record